AUGUAUGUGUCAUUCAUCAGAAGCCGUCCGUCGUCAAAUAUCCCUUGAGCCAUACAUAGGUCGAUCGACACACACAAAACCCUACCGCAGUCCGUCGCACAAAGUCGAAAAUGCAUAGGGACCUACACCACACCGACCCGACCCGCACCAGACAGACCGGCAUCUCUCCUUGCCGACCCUCACCGUCCGGCGCCUGGCCAACCAACAAGACUACCAGGCACCGCACUCACUGAGAGGUUGGCGGCCAAAAGAGAUUGAUUCAUCAGACGCAGUAUCUUACGACCACGCAGCAACUGCAGCGCAUCAACGAGAAGGGGGAAAAUUUUGCACUGGAGCGGAACCCAAUGCCUCAUAUCAUCCAACAGCCAAGCAGCGCGAGAAGUGUCGUCUCGCCACACACACACGAUGUGAGCCCUACAUCCGUGCAAACGGAUUGCAUCGAGCCUCCCUGUCCGACAAGUGGGACGGCACCGUCACAGCCACAGGGCCGGAUGUGACAGCACCGUGCCUUCCGUCGGAUAAAGAGACAACGACGCUUACCUGUGCAGCCAGCAAUCAUUCGGCAGAUAGAUAACACAGAAAAAGACCAAACCUAAGUCACGCCCUAGAAACGCUGCCAAUCUAUCUAUCUGUCUGGCUAGAAUUGUAUCUCGACCUUUCCGAACCCGUCAAAGGACCCAUCGGCCUUAUCGCCCGCCGCCACCGGUGUCAUGCCCGUGGUCGUGCCCGUGCUGAUGACCUGACCACCAUACAGACUCACGCCCCGGGGCGACAGAAAGUUGACCUGCCACACCAGACACCACCAAACCAACGGGAUCCGUCCGGUCCAUAUCAUUCAUCAUUCAUUCGCUCACUCCAGGUCAGUCAAGUGAUCUGAUCACCCACCCACCUACCAGCCAGUGCAGCGCCGUCAGUGGGUUGCCCAGGACCUCAGCUGACGUGCCCGAAGCCACCGUCACGUUGUUGACCGACAGGGAGACUGGCACCGGCGUGUCGAAUAAAGGAGUGGUGGGCGAGGGCGGGGAGGCCUCGCCCAACACGAUCUCGCCACAACCGCCCUGACAAGAUGCAACAGAGAGAAUGAAAUGAGCAGGGCAAGAAGGGCGUGCCAUCCUUUUCUGUGAGAGUGAGGGGUUGCCGCUCGUCUACAGAUAUCGCUCACAUAGUCAGCGAUCACAAACGGCGCAGGUGUGGUCUUGAAGAGGGUCUGCUCGGGCACCCUGGGCCUCACCACCUCAUACGCCGGGAUAAUGGCACCUGUCCAACGAACGAACAGAGAGAGGGAGAUGCAGUCAGCCUGUGUCUGUCUGUGAGCCUCUGUGUGUGUGUGUGUGUGUGUUGCCUCACUCACCCACAGCGUCGGUCACUUGUUCCAUGGAGUAGACGUCGCCCUGCUCGCCUCUGCUGGGCAAGUCGUGCUUGAGCUUGAGCACGAACUCGCACUCGAUGCCCCGGACGUUGUCGCUGCUCGUCUUGGCCGGCGACUGCACCACACGGAACACGGCGCCACACCAGCAUUCCGACAGGCCUGCCAUGAUCCGCCGGCCAAAAAGGAUGAGGAGAGAUUUAUGUAUGCCACUAGGUAUGUCAUGUCCAUGCAGGCACGCAGACUCAGUCACUGACUGACCCAGUGCUUCUUGCUGUGCCUUUUUGCACCCUCCAAUCUUCCAUCCCAGGGGGUGAUCGAGGCCCAUCUUCUUGCAUGUCUUGUCGAUGACCAACCGCUGCACCUGGAAACCUACACACACAAACCAACGAAGGAAGCACACCUGCAUCUCCUUCCUCCACUCUCUCCCCGCCGCGGCGGCCCGCCCACCUUCCUCAGCGUUUAUCGGUCCCCAUCCGCCGGCAGCAUCGAGGUAGUCGUCAUAGGCGGCGUUUGUGGUGCCCAUGAAGGCAUCCACCAACUUGUCGGCCAUCCCGUCGGCUGCCUCUGGGAUGGGCGGCAUGGAAAGUGCCAUGGUCAGAUCUUGGUGAGAACGUAGAGGAGAAUGC
This is a messenger RNA of Vitrella brassicaformis, 1995 nucleotides long. The record is from the annotation of a GenBank genome assembly. NCBI's taxonomy places the organism in Eukaryota, Vitrellaceae.